Trichobilharzia szidati is the source of this 2579-nucleotide messenger RNA. NCBI's taxonomy places the organism in Eukaryota, Metazoa, Platyhelminthes, Trematoda, Strigeidida, Schistosomatidae. The record is from the annotation of a GenBank genome assembly.
CGAGUUCAGAUUAGAGGAAGAUUUAUGCAAACUGAGGUCUUUUCACCGAGAAAAAUAUUGGUCUGAGUCUGCUAUUUGAAUCUUUGUUAGGCAGUGUGAUGAAGUGAAAGAGAGGGUUGUUUGAAAUUUUUUUCAAUCAGCUGACUGAGUACUUUAGGCAACAAGUCAGUUAGCAAACUAGAAAAUGGGAGACGAUUCCUUCGAAUGUUUGUCAAGUGGUUCUGGAGAUUCCUGGGACAUACUCAGCAAUUCAGGAUCUGAAAAAGAACGUGAUGUUGGAGUUCUUGAAAAGUCAGAAGUAAAAUGCAAUCCCAACCUUUGUGCUAGUUGUGGUGAUGUGUUAUCAGAUGAAUUUCUGCAGUGUUUGUUGUGCAAAAACUGUUACAUCUGUAUGAAGUGUAAAGCCAAGGCUCUCCAUUCUCUGAGAUGUUCAGAAUUAGAAGAACACUCAUUUAUCUCAUCACACAGGACGGUUGAUAAUGUGUCCCAUUCAGAGAAUUGUGAAUCAGACGUUCUAAGUUUGCCAGAAACUGAGAAUGCUUCAUCAUCGUCAGUCCAUGAACAUUUUACUGAUAUUGAUAAUUGGGUGAAAAAUAGUUCCAAUACAGAAUCAUUUACUUCAUCAGAUUUUAAUUCUAUCAAAAAUGAUAUUGAAGUUGAUGAUAUUUCAACUAAUUCAACAAAUGACUAUCGUCAAUCUUCACAUGAAAAGUCUACAAAUCAACUAUCACAAGGUGAUAAUUCUAUUCUAAACGCUUUACUACAAUUUUUACAAAAAACUAACAAUGGACCACUUGUAUCAACAACAGAAUCAGGUUUAUUUGAAUCAAAGAUGUCGACAGUAACUACUAUAGAGCCUUCACUUCCAAAGGCAUCAUUUCAGCCACAUCAUACAGCAGCUGUUCACAAUGUUUGUCUGCUGAAUAUGGAUGACAGUUCAGCCUUUCAAUCAUGGUUUAAUUUAAGCAGUAGUAAUAAUUAUUCAAAACAGCAAAGUCUUUCUUCACGUUCUUCAUCAUCUUCAUUGUCUGAAGCGAAUAAUAAUAAUAAUAGUGAAUGUCUUUCACGACAUGGUUCACCACCUCCAUUGACAACAACACCAGCAACAGCCCCAUUCGGUGGUGGUAUAACAGCAGCAACUGGACUAUUUUCAACUGGUGGUAUAUUGAAAAAAGAAUCAUUUUCCAGUGCGUCUGUCGGGAGUAAUAGUCCAAAUCGUUCAAGUCCAACAUUCGACUUUUCACCGCAAUCAUCAUCAUCACCAUCAGUUAGUUCAUUGUCAUCUUCUCCACUAGGCGCUGCUACACAAUUUUUAAAAUCAGUUGUUAAGUAUUCUGCUGCUGCACUGAACAACUUCGAUCUAUUAUCAUUAGAUCAUACAGACGAAAAGCCUAUUGAUAAUUGGUCAAAAUCUUCUGUCACAUCAUCAUCAAAUAAACAAGGAAGAAGUAACAACACUCCCGCUUCACGAACAUCAUCUCCGACAUCUUUUGGUAUAUUCAGCAAAGUUGUCAACAACAACAACAACAACAGCAAUAAUAAUAAUACUAAUAAUGAUAACACUACUACUAAUAAUAAUAGUAGUAGUAACAUUGGCAAUAGUCUUAAAGCAAUGCCUGUUAAAAGUGCUGUAUGGGAUAGUGAACAUUUACGUGAAAUAAUAGCCCCGAAACCGAUACCACCAUCAUCGAUUGCUGAAAUCACGGCGUAUAAUUUACGCUGACUUUUGACUGACUGACUGACUCCUCUUCAGGGAGGGACACUUUUAGGCGCCCAGAACCAUACAUACACAUAAAUAUACAUGGAUUCAUUCAUAUAUAUAUAUAUAUAUUCUCCAUAGCUCUUUCUGUGUGCAACUCUGCACACAUACAAUAGACAUACAUAGGUGUCAUGUACUUGUGUGUGUGUGUUUGAGAUGUGCUCAUUUAUGGUUCGUUCAGUUUAUUGUUGAAUUUGAGGUGAUUAUCGAUCGUUAUCCUAUGUGAUUCAUGCAUCAUAUGUUGAUAUUUUUUAAGACAAGAAUCUUUCCUCUGAGCUUUUGUUAUUAUUAUUAUUAUUACUAUUAUUUCUGUUUAUCAUUUAUUACGUAAUAUCAUAAUAUCAAAUAAACAAACAAACAAACAAAAUAACAUAGAAUUCUUUUGGGUUGGUUUGCUCAUCUUUUGUACUUUUUGUUUUGCUAUUAUCAUCAUUAUUACUAUUAUGGUAAAAAAACUAUUUGUUUGUCGUUAAUUUGUUAUUGUUAUUUAUUAUUAACUUGUACAUGAUUUCCUCGAGUUUUUAAUUUUGGCGCGUUUUGCUUGUUUUGUUUUGUUUUACUCAUCACCAUGGUUGGUAAUGAAGGAGGCAACUUUGACUUUUUGCGUAAUAUUUAUUUGAGUUUGAGUUGUGUAUCGAAGUAAAUUGUUAUUAUUAUUAUUAUGUUGGUUGGUUAAUGCAGAUCUGAUUUAUUAUGUUAUUCUUCUUAUUGUUAUUAUUAUUUGUAUUGCAGAUAUUGUGAUAGAGUCUGUCUGUCUGUUUGGUUUCAACAUAGAACUUUGCACCGGUGUGCCACAGUUCGAGUCGCCACACUUCACUCA